Messenger RNA from Botrytis porri, 1696 nucleotides. RefSeq lists its product as uncharacterized. The transcript is spliced from 3 exons. The coding region runs from base 827 to 1696 and encodes 289 amino acids. NCBI's taxonomy places the organism in Eukaryota, Fungi, Ascomycota, Leotiomycetes, Helotiales, Sclerotiniaceae. The record is from RefSeq and is a predicted model, not a curated record.
AUGAAGGUCAUCGCCCCUGACUGGAUAUUCCUCUUUGCAUCUCUUUUCUCGUCAGCCGUUGGCUUCAGUGAAAGUGCGAUCCCUCAUGUGCAAACGACAAGUGGAAUAGUCAUUGGGCAUCCUGCAAGAAACGAAAGUGGUGUUGUUGAAUUCCUAGGUAUUCGAUAUGCUCAGGCAACCAAUGGCUCGUUGAGAUUCCAGCCUCCGGUUCCAUCCAUUUCCUCUGAUACAUACAAAGCUUCACACUAUUCACCGUAGGUUUCGCUCUCUUUGGGAUUUAUGUUCGGUCAGGAAGAUCAAAUUAGCAAGCGGAUCCUUUAGAGCAUAUAUGAUGGAUUAUCCUCCACCGCGCUCGAUACUUUGAUGUCCUUGUGUCCCCACCUAACAUCCUUCCCAAGAGCUUGCCCCUUUAACCCCGCUCCACCCCGCUCCGCCUCUCCCCACCUUCCCCAACAAAUCUUCCACAUUCGGCCGCAUAUAUGCCACAGCUACUGGCGGAACAGGUCUUGGAUUCAGUGAAGACUGUCUGGCUCUCAAUAUAUGGACUUCAUCCAUAACACCAGAAGAGCUCAAACCGGUCUUGUUCUUCAUCCACGGCGGAAGAUUCGUAUCCGGCAGUACCAACAACACAUUGUAUGAAGGACAGUAUCUUGCUGCCACUGGCGAUGUCGUUGUUGUGACCAUUGACUACCGACUUCUCGUCUUUGGAUUCCCAGGCUCACCAUUAUUACCCAGCGCUAAUCUAGCAAUCCUAGAUCAACGACUGGCCCUCGAGUGGGUUAAAACAAAUACUGCAUCAUUCGGAGGAGACCCUUCCAGGAUCCUCAUGUACGGACAAUCAGUUGGUGGACUAUCUAUUCAUUAUCAUGCAUUUGCCUGGCCAGAUGAUCCAAUUGCUUCUUCAUUCAUGUCCAUAUCCGGAACUACCAAUGACGCACCCAAUAGUCCGGAAUUUUACAAGUCAAAUUGGGAUCAGCUUUCUAUCGUAGUCGGAUGCGAGAGUGGGGUUGAAGAAGACGUUGUGAUCUGUAUGCAGGAGAUACCAUACCAAACCAUCUUGGCUGCCAUCAAAAAGUUACCUCUUAAGCCGACAGAAUUUUUACCACGAACACAAUUCGUACCAACAAUUGACCAGAAGAUUGUGUUUUCAGACUAUGCUACUAGAAUCAACGCUGGAAGAUUUGCUAAACUACCAUACCUAGUGGGUAACGCGAACCACGAAUCAGGCUUCUACGCCGUCUCCGUCUUUGCUCAAAAUAUCACUUUCAGCCGCUCUCACUGGGACCUCUUCAACCUCAAAACAUUUACCUGCUCCGCUGCCCAGUCCGCCUUCUUACGGUCGAAGCACAAUGUCACCGUUUAUUUAUAUCGAUAUUUUGGAGAUUUCGAUAACACGCGACUUUAUCCAACAAGUGGUGCGUAUCAUUUGAGUGAUGUGAAUAUGUGGCAUGGUGUGGGCAGGGAUGUAAGUGGUAUUCCGAAUACGAGAGACGAGGAAAGGUUGAGUAAGGUGAUGAUGAGAAGUUUAAUUACUUUCGCGAAGGAUCCUGUGGGUGGACUUGAAAAUUUGGGGUGGAGGAAGUAUGAGGGUGUGGGAACUGCAACAACUCUGAAUGUUCUCGGGCAGCACAAUAGUCACGAUGUAGAUCACGUGAUCUCAAGAGAAUAUGAUGCUCAAGCACAAUUCGGAUAUUAA